UUACUCCCACAAUCGGUGUGUCAGGUCCUGCGUGUUAGGGCUUGAGUCAGGAGCUCUGUCAGCUUUUGUUAAGUGGAAAUACAGCUCUUCAGAUGUCACACUGAUGCUUUUCAUCCUGCUGCUGCUGGUGCUUGCAGAGACAGCCAGGCCAAUCCACCAGCCUAAUUGCAGGAUGGAGUAGACAGGGGAUUGAUUUACUUAAAAUGAGUGUUUUUUUAUUUCCAGAAAAUACAAGGCCUCAUCCAAAAGUUGUAUGUAUCAAUUCAGCACAUCAAGCAGGACUAUUUUCCUGUACUUUCAAUGUCAGCACAGCGCUUGCAGUCUGCAGAGUGAAUAAAAUACAGUCAGUAUUUAUAAAACCGUGUGAGCUGUUAUCAAGAAACAGUCUUCCUUCUGCGUAAUUGCUGUUAAAUGAGGCUGACGUGCAGCUGAUCGCCUGUCUAGUUGGAGGUGUGGCGACACAGGGAUCCAGACCAGAGGGCCUCAAACGCACCGUCCAAUCACAAGUCCUCCGCGAACCCGGAUCGGGACGCAUCACUGAAAUUCCCGAGAACCUCCCAAAGUUUUUCCAGCAACAACAUUGUAACAACUGUGGACUCUGUGUGUUUGCACUCCGUGACAAAAGAGUUAUGCGCUCUCUGGAUUGGAAUUAGACAUCGAUCCGGGCCCUGAAAAGACAGCAUGCCAUCCCCUGGAGACUGGAGAGACGAGUGUUCGACAGACGAGGAUGUACAAGCACCGCGGCCGAGGAAGCGCGCGGCGCAGGUGUCGUGCCUGCCCUUCAGCGUGGAGGCGCUGAUGUCGGACAGGAGGUCGCUGAAUGCGACGGACAGAAUAGAUGGAAAACGUCCUUUGAACGAUGACCAGGCGCAUAGGCCGGAUUUGUUUUCCCAACAACUAGUAUCUAUCAAACCAGAGCCAUCGGAACGAGGGGACUGUGCGUCCUGGAUAUCCAGCCCCAUUAAGAUGACAGCACCACCCCGGCAGCUCAGUCCAGCAGUGUGCUCUUUGAGGAAGCACAAAACCAACCGCAAGCCUCGCACUCCCUUCACCACCACACAGCUUCUGGCCCUGGAGAGAAAGUUCCGUCAGAAGCAGUACCUGUCCAUCGCCGAGCGAGCUGAGUUCUCCUCUUCCCUGACGCUGUCCGAGACCCAGGUCAAGAUCUGGUUCCAAAAUCGGCGAGCCAAAGCCAAGAGGCUUCAGGAGGCUGAGGUGGAGAAACUCAAAAUAGCAGCUGGCAUUGGGCCCAAGGCAGUAUUCCACCCAGGCUUCCCUUCCAUAGGUUUCCCCCUCAGUGUUAACCUGCAGGCUGGAUCAGCAGCACUCUACGGACUGGGCUGCUCAUACGGCCGCAGCCCCCUUCUCCCCACCACACAUCUGGCCAUGUACGCCUCACAGUUUGGGCACAGCCUCUUCCACCUCUCCUGAGAUGAAGCAGCAUUACACAGACAAAGAGGCAUGGAAGUGUGUUAAAAAAGAGGACAGGAGUGUAUCAUGAAGUCAUACACCUUUAUAAAAGACCCAAUUAAGGACCUGAAGUGGAGCUGAAGCUUUAUGAUCUUACUGGUGCAGCUGGAGUUACAAGGAGAAUUUAUAAAUGUCCGUUUACAAGGCUGUAGCAUCUUGAAGGUCCUGUGCUGUUUGUUUAUGCCGAUUCAGCAGGGGUCACUGAUGAUGAAUAGGAGACUGACCAGGCAGCGUGUUUCUGAUUAUUGUACCAGAUUGCAUAUAUUAUAGCCUUUGUGAGUUGUUUUUUCUACUCUUCUUGUUUUCCUGGAUGAAGUCAGCAUUGGGAAUAAUGUAUUCACUUGUUUGCCUUGAACAUGCAGGGAUAUUGUUUGUUAUACUCCUCUCAGAACAAAUAAAAGGCCACAAUUGGAGAAUGACAUUUUGGCCUGGCGAUGUGCAGGCUUGUUUAAAAGCCAGAGCAUUCCCAGUGACUCAUUUAUUUAUGAUAACCCUUGGAUUCAUUUACUAUAUCAUAAUGCAUAGCUACACUUUUGAAGGUAAUAUUUUGUGUGUUUGCUAUUACAUUAAAGCUUUUAGU
Messenger RNA from Epinephelus fuscoguttatus (brown-marbled grouper), 2050 nucleotides. RefSeq names its product homeobox protein MSX-2-like. Gene Ontology annotation, molecular function: DNA-binding transcription factor activity, RNA polymerase II-specific; RNA polymerase II transcription regulatory region sequence-specific DNA binding. Gene Ontology annotation, biological process: regulation of transcription by RNA polymerase II; embryonic morphogenesis. Gene Ontology annotation, cellular component: nucleus. The transcript has 2 exons. Bases 682 to 1431 code for a protein of 249 amino acids. NCBI's taxonomy places the organism in Eukaryota, Metazoa, Chordata, Actinopteri, Perciformes, Serranidae. The record is from RefSeq and is a predicted model, not a curated record.